GGAAGGUGGCUUUAUGGUUUAACCGAAACACAGAGGAGAGAUACUCUACCCCUCAAGCCUGCUUAACUCGAGAGGAUCAAUGAGAGGAAGCUGUAUAAAACGGGAGACAUAUCCCUCAGAAUCUAUAGUCGAUAGGCUGCAAAUCUCUACAAUGAAGCUGCAAAUCCUACUGACUCUUAGCUGUGCUGCGCUGGCUUGGGGUCAGGUGGGCAAUGCGGACAGCUACCUUGAUGAAGUGUUGGAAAACGCUCGGAACAAUCCCGAGAUCCGAGGGAAAAUCGAUCCCCUCCGCAUCGACGACAUUAGCUUCAAGAAAGGAUCCGCCAGUGAUAUUAAAGUCUACGGUCUACUGAGUCUCGCGCGGUCGGGACCAGCGACCCUUACCGACCACGGAGACGGGAAUUUCGCGAUCGAUGCGAACCUCGGCUUGAAUCGAGUGACUGGUGACGGGCGAUACAAGUACCGUGCUCUCUUCCGCUUCAAAGGGAGCAUUUCCGCUAAGGUCGACAACAUCUCGUGCAACGUCCGAAUCGCCAUCAGUAAUGGGAAAGCUCAUCUGCAAAACUUCAGCAUCGGCUCGAUGAGCGGUCUGAAAGUCACUCGCUUCACUGGGGCUUCCGCCGUCUUCAAUUGGUUGGCAAAAUGGAUAAUCAACCUCGUCGUGAACAAGAAUCGCGGAAAGAUCAGAGGCCAGGUGGAGAAUGGCGCUCGCCAAGCUCUCGCUACGGCGCUGGAGAAGGUCGAUAUAAACAGAUUCAUUCCGAGACAGUGAACUUCGGGUGAGCCGGGUGCCGCCAACGUUAGGGAGAUACUCUAAUCUAACAAAUAAAAUCCUCAAUCAAACAC
Molecule: messenger RNA, 846 nt
Organism: Galendromus occidentalis (western predatory mite)
Lineage: Eukaryota; Metazoa; Arthropoda; Arachnida; Mesostigmata; Phytoseiidae
Exons: 3
Coding region: 80-772 (230 amino acids)
Source: RefSeq, a predicted model, not a curated record